AUGACUAAUUAUUCAAUAAUCGAAUUUAAAUUGCGUCGAUUUAUAUUCUUGGGAGAAAAAACUUCAAUUUAUGUUUCCCCAGUUCACAAGGAAGAAUUCUGGAAAGAUAAAAAUAGACAAGAUUCCAAAAUAACAGGUUUAAAAUUAAUUGGAGAUAUAAUAAGAAAAAAUAAAACUACAGAUAUUAAUUCUAUUGUUCCAAUAAUUUCAAAGUUUAGCUUGGAGAAUUGUCAAAAAAUGAAAACUGAUGCUUAUGCAAUGGUUUUAACCAUCUGCAUAGAUGGAUUAAAAUUAUUAAUGUUCUAUAAAUUUUGUAAUAGUGCUGCUAAGCUCCUCUAUAAAAACGGAUAUAUUUCUACAAAAUCUUCAGGUUUUGGUGGAGGCACUCAAAAGGUACUUCGAAAAUGGUAUCUCAGUAAAGAACCUCUCGAGACAAUUAAAGCCAUAAUGAAACAUAAGACCUAUUGUGGUAUUAAUCAUAAACAUGUUAUGGGCACAACUCAUCUCUAUUCGAAGGACCCAAGUCAUCAAAUUUACAUUACUUAUAUAUCAUUUGGUAUAAAAAGAAUGGUACAAACAUAUGAAGAAAAAUUGCUGAUAAAAGAUAAUGACAGCAAAGAGGAAAAAUUAUCAAAAACACUACAACUAUAUGUUUACAACUACAUUAAUGAAGCGCAUCGUAUACGUGAUUCAACAAAUAGUAAAUUAGCAAAAGAUUUGAAAUGGAAUAAUGUGGGAAAAGAUUAUGAAAUUGUAGUUUCAAAAAUGCUCAAGAGUCCAAAAGUUUUAACUAAUUUUGUUAAGCAAUUGCCAUUGAAAACAUUACUAGAUAAUACUUACACCUUUGCUCGACAUCACUUAUUUCAAAAUGAAACAGGUAACGAAGGCUGUAUGGAAUUUAUAUUGCGUUUCAAUAAUUAUAAGGCAAUACAAGAAGCUGAAAUACAUCCUAUACAGCCAUAUUUAGAAUAUUUAAGAUAUACUAGAUCUGGCCGAACUUAA
Rhopalosiphum maidis (corn leaf aphid) is the source of this 1002-nucleotide messenger RNA. RefSeq lists its product as uncharacterized. Gene Ontology annotation, cellular component: ribonucleoprotein complex. Gene Ontology annotation, molecular function: RNA binding. Bases 1 to 1002 code for a protein of 333 amino acids. The transcript is spliced from 6 exons. NCBI's taxonomy places the organism in Eukaryota, Metazoa, Arthropoda, Insecta, Hemiptera, Aphididae. The record is from RefSeq and is a predicted model, not a curated record.